CUAACCUUUCCUUUACCUCUCAAAAACUUCUCUCUUCUCUCUCAAGCUUACCAAAACUUGUAUUUGACUCCCCUAGUCAGACCUGAUCUCCCCUUAUAAACAAAGCAAUUACCAUGAAAAUCACCUCAUCCCAUUUAGUAUCCUCUAGGCCUCUCUCUCCCUCUAUAAUAUUUCUAGCGAUCCAAUUAGCCCCUCUGCCCCUUUGCCAAUGAAAAUUGAAAGGCAUAAUCACAUCAUGAACACUCAUACUUCCUCUUCUUCUUCUUCUUCACCUCUAACAUCACCCACGACCUUUGUUCAGGCAGACAUAAACACCUUCAGGGACCUUGUCCAAAAACUAACCGGUUUAGCCAGUGACACGCAAAGACUCCCGGUGACAAGAACGCUCUCCUCCCCGAAACCAUCACGUAACCCCGUUGACUUUACUGCUCCUCGCCGGUCACCUUUCAAGCUCCAAGAGCGAAGACAUACCUUAAGAAAGCUUGAGAUCGAACUUGGCUUGAUCUCUCUUAGUACCUCAUCAUCAUCAUCAACCCUCCAAACACACCGACUGGACUCACCAGUGACUCCACUAUGUUCAGGAUUUUUGUUCUUCCCGAGCCCAGGAACUGAGUCACCAUCGUCGCCAGCAGUUUCAGAGGAGGAGAAGGCUAUAGCUGAAAAGGGUUUUUACUUUCAUCCUUCGCCUUUGAACACACCAAGAGGGAGCGAGCCACCUGAACUCCUAACUCUGUUUCCAUUGAUUUCAUCGAGCCAAAGUAAUCAAGACUAGGUGUUGAAAGAAUGGUUACAGAAGUACUGAACGUACCUUCUGUAUCUUGCAUGAAGUUCUUGUUCUAGGUUUUAAAGAAUGUUUAAAGCUUGGGAUUUCAGGUUAAAUAUUAUCAAGCAUAGAGAAAAAUUAUCAUGUUUUAGGUUUUCUGUUAUUAAAUUUUGUGUUUCAUUCCCUGUCUUGCAAAUGUUUUUGCAUUAACACAGAUGGUGGUGUUGGUGGUUGUCGAAUUUCAAUGGGAUGAAUAUGUUAAUUAAUUAAUGGACCUAAUUAAUUAGCAAUUAAUCUUUAAUUAAUUAAAGUGACUAUGAUUGAUUA
Messenger RNA from Populus trichocarpa (black cottonwood), 1090 nucleotides. Its product is annotated as VQ motif-containing protein 31. NCBI's taxonomy places the organism in Eukaryota, Viridiplantae, Streptophyta, Magnoliopsida, Malpighiales, Salicaceae. The transcript has a single exon. The record is from RefSeq and is a predicted model, not a curated record. The coding region runs from base 209 to 772 and encodes 187 amino acids.